AAAGUGUUCUUGACGAAACAGGUUACAUUUUUACAGACCAUGGAAAAAUUAAAGUUUCUCAUAUUUUUGAUCAUAGUCAAAAUUGGUGGAAUUCAGUGUUUUAACGACAGCAAUAAUCAAAAACCUAAUGGACCACUGAUUUUAACGCUGUACAUUAAAAACCGUCAAAUUGAAUUGGGAAAGGAAUUAGCUGCUGUUAAACACCCCGAGCUGGUAGCAAAGGGAGUGAAGAGUUAUUCCGGUUUUUUUACUGUAAGCGAAGCGUGCAAUUCAAAUUUAUUCUUCUGGUUUUUCCCCGCCCAAGUGAAUUCAACCAUUUCACCGGUAGUGUUGUAUUUAAAUGGAGGACCUGGACAAUCAUCCCUGUAUGGCGCACUCAUGGAAAAUGGGCCGGUUUCCAUUAAUUCGAAUUAUAAACUUAAACUGAGAAAGCAUUCGUGGAAUGAAAAUCAUAAUGUUUUGUAUAUCGACAGUCCCGUUGGGACUGGUUUUAGUUUCACAAACGCAUUGGAUUGUUAUCUGACAAAUCAGGAGGAUAUCGGAAUUAGUUUGCAUGAAGCUAUUCUACAGUUUUUCCAGUUAUUCCCAGAGCUACGAAAAAAUUCAUUUUAUAUCACUGGAGAGUCGUACGCUGGCAAAUAUAUUCCUGCUCUAGGACAUCAAAUCAUAUCGAAGCAAAAUAUUUGCAAACCGAACAAUUGUAUAAAUCUGAAGGGUGUGGCUAUUUUUAAUGGAAUCAUCGAUCCCAAAAAUCAACUCGACUACGGAUCAUUAUUGCAUGCACUGAAUUUCAUCGACAGAAACAAUUUUAUCAAAUUUAAGAAGUACCAGAGCGAAGCAGCAAUUUUAAUUGCAAAAGGAGAAUAUUUAGAAGCCCUUAAUACUAUGGCUAAUAUAAUGAAUUGGCCAAAUUGUUUGUUCUUUAAUGUAAGUGGUUUCUCUUCACCCCAUAAUAUUUUAAGACCAGAUGGCUACAUUGACGAGAUUACCGUGACAACUGACUACAUACUAAAUUCAGAUCUGUCGAAAUAUCUGCAUGUCGGCAAUAUUAGAUUCGUGUCGAUGUUCGAUAGUUUUCCGGUGUUACAAAAAUUAAUGGGAGAUAUAACGCAAAGUGUUGCACAUUGGCUGGUCGAACUCCUAGAAAAUUGCAGCGAUGUGUACAUUUGCAGUGGAAUGCUUGAUAUACUUGCCGGUCCAGCGUUACAACGAAAUUUCCUAUCAAAAUUGCAGUUUAGUGGUGCCAGUGAUUAUGCUACCGCCGAGCAACAGAUUUGGAUCAAGGAUAAUAAAAUUGCUGGUUAUUUCAAACGUGCUGGAACCUUGAGGGAAAUUACUGUGUUAAACGCGGGACAUAUGGCUCAAAUUGAUCAGCCAAGUGAGUGUCAUGAUAUUGUGACGAGACUGGCACGUAAUGGAUUUUAAUUAAAAUUUUAGACU
Molecule: messenger RNA, 1440 nt
Organism: Bradysia coprophila
Lineage: Eukaryota; Metazoa; Arthropoda; Insecta; Diptera; Sciaridae
Product: venom serine carboxypeptidase pseudogene
Source: RefSeq, a predicted model, not a curated record